AUGAUGUCUAUAGACGAACAUGACUUUGGUAUGGGAUAUUUGGAGACUAUGCGAGUGGUCAGAAAUUUUGGAUCGCACUGGGGAAUAGUUCCAUCAGACGUUGAGGGUGCAGAUAAGGAUGAUCAGCCAGCCGAUCAACCUGCGCUAGAGCCAAGACCGAGACGCAGGAACGUAAGAGGAAGGGGAGACCGCGGCCAGCCGACACACCCAACUGUUUCCAUGGUGGAUGCACCUUUUGGGGGUGAUAUGGCUGGUUACUUUGACCAGUUAUCGUUGAGUGUGAAUUGGAUAGGCAGCACGAUGGAAAAUGUGGUUCAGCAUCUUGGGGUGGAGCAGCCGUCUCAUUUUAAGGAAAACUUUGAAAAUAAGAAAAUGCAUGCAUGA
Messenger RNA from Lactuca saligna, 384 nucleotides. Lineage: Eukaryota; Viridiplantae; Streptophyta; Magnoliopsida; Asterales; Asteraceae. The record is from the annotation of a GenBank genome assembly.